This is a messenger RNA of Copidosoma floridanum, 869 nucleotides long. It is a transcript of the gene awd, whose product is annotated as nucleoside diphosphate kinase. Gene Ontology annotation, molecular function: nucleoside diphosphate kinase activity. Gene Ontology annotation, biological process: GTP biosynthetic process; CTP biosynthetic process; UTP biosynthetic process. The record is from RefSeq and is a predicted model, not a curated record. Lineage: Eukaryota; Metazoa; Arthropoda; Insecta; Hymenoptera; Encyrtidae.
GCCUUCGAAAAUUCCAAACUCCAAGUGGCCGGCGUCGCUUCGUGCCUUCUCUUUCCGUUGUCGGCCGAAGCUCCUCGUGCACCCCGUGUGUCCAUUAUUCGCCUCUUCUUUUCGUUUAACCCAAGCAAGAAAAAAACACAUCCCCAGCUGCGAAAAUGACGGACAACAAGGAGCGCACUUUCAUCAUGAUCAAGCCCGACGGGGUGCAGCGUAAUCUCGUCGGCAAGAUCAUCCAGAGGUUCGAGGACAAGGGCUUCAAACUUGUCGCCAUGAAGAUGGUCUGGGCCAGCGAAGAUCAUCUGAAGGAACACUACGCUGACCUUGCUAACAGGCCCUUCUUCACAGGUUUAGUGAAAUACAUGAGUUCUGGACCAGUAGUGCCUAUGGUAUGGGAAGGUCUUAACGUCGUCAAGACCGGGCGCGUCAUGCUCGGCGAGACGAAUCCCAAGGACUCGGCUCCAGGCACCAUCCGUGGUGAUUUCUGUAUCCAAGUCGGCCGCAACAUCAUUCACGGCUCGGACUCCGUGGAAGCUGCCAAAAAAGAAAUCAAGUUGUGGUUUGGAGAUGAGAAGAAGAAGGAGGUCAUCGAUUGGGCCGCCUGGGCCGAGAAGUGGAUCUAUGAAUAGAUUGUUUAUUAAUCAAAGGAUUUUAUCUCAUUCCACUUUUUAAUGAUGAAAAGGAAAACUACAACCUGUUAACGAGGAUAAUCGUUGCCGAAUCAUUGUGCAACAAUUAUUAUUAUUAUUAAAAGAAGUAUUUGCUUCAUAAUGAACCACGUAAAAAAAACUGCCAAUUGCGCAGCUAUAGUGAUAAUUGUACAUACUUUGAAGCUGCUAAAGAAAUAAACGUUCGAUUUGCUCUUAACUGAA